Molecule: messenger RNA, 339 nt
Organism: Fonsecaea multimorphosa CBS 102226
Lineage: Eukaryota; Fungi; Ascomycota; Eurotiomycetes; Chaetothyriales; Herpotrichiellaceae
Exons: 3
Coding region: 1-339 (112 amino acids)
Source: RefSeq, a predicted model, not a curated record
AUGCCUGAAGUCCACAUCAUCGCAAUCUUCACACCCAGACUUGGGAAAGUCGAGAGGGUCAAGGAGCUCCUCAUUGCACAAUGCAGAGAGGUUCAUGAGAAAGAAGACUAUGCCCUCAGGUUCUUGGUUACGGAGCAAAUCGACGUUGAUGUGCCUGAACUGGCACUAUUUGAAACAUAUACAUCCAUGGAUGACACAGAUCGGCACUUGAAAGAACCUCAUUUCCUCACCAUGUCGAAGAUACUCGCAGAGGAAGAUUUGCUGAGCAAGAAGACAUACGUGGCAAGGACCGUGACAACGGCUGGGUUUGAUCUCGACAGGGAGUUCAGGUCACAAUGA